Messenger RNA from Penicillium samsonianum, 306 nucleotides. RefSeq lists its product as uncharacterized. The coding region runs from base 1 to 306 and encodes 101 amino acids. Lineage: Eukaryota; Fungi; Ascomycota; Eurotiomycetes; Eurotiales; Aspergillaceae. The record is from RefSeq and is a predicted model, not a curated record. The transcript has a single exon.
AUGCGUGGCUCUGGGAGCACUGAGAUAGUGAUAGGCGCGGAUAUCCCUGUCUUGGCGGUAUCAACCGUUGAACUUCGGUCUCAUCAAACUCCGGCUACCCAACAAAUCCCUUGCCACAACGACGUUUCUGCGAACACUGUUGCCGAUCCUCGUACAGCCUCCCAAACUUUCCGAACGGCCCUCCCGAGACAGAUGCCCGCCUGGUCAGCAAUCUCACCGAUGGGCACUUCUUCAGCACAUCCACGCAUAGAAGGGACGGAAGGAUGUACAGUACGCAGCGGGAUACGCGACCCUAUGCGGUUCUAG